AAACAGACAGGGGUUUCUCAAUCUCAGCUCCCUCUUAUUCAGUUUGCAUGUACAAGCCUGAAGUGAUGCCCGAUUUAUGAAUCGCUCGACUCGCCUUAUCACUCGACUGAACUCGCCCGAGUUACAGCGCUUCUUCACCGGCACCUACAGAUUUCGUCCCCUAAAUCUUCAAAACAACGUAAAAUUUACUCCUCGCAUUUUCCUCUCACCCCAAAAAUUUCCAAAAAUUACUUCAUUUGCAACCAAAACAGGUAAUCCGCUUAUACCCGAGCCCAAAACUCCCGUAAUGGACCCCUACUCGCCGGAAUCAUUGGACCCACCUACUGCAGCCGAGGACUUUGUUCACAUUGAAAACCCUAAUCCGAAUAUCGAGGCGUUGAGCGAGAGCAUUGUUGAUGUUGCUGAUGAGUUGAGAGAAGAAACUGGCGCCGAUUCAGGGUUUGGUUGUGAUGAGCCGGAAAGGAGAGAGGUUCCGGAGGAGCUUUCCAGAAACGUGGUGGUUCUUACCUGUGAGUCGACGGCUGAGGGUGGGUCGUGCCAUGUAUACUUGGUUGGUACGGCUCAUGUUUCGCAGGAAUCAUGCAAAGAAGUUCAAGCUGUAAUAAGUUGCUUGAAACCGCAGGUUGUCUUUUUGGAGUUGUGUGCUAGUCGAGUGGCCGUGCUAACCCCUCAGAAUUUAAAGAUACCAACCAUGAGAGAAAUGAUAGAGAUGUGGAAGAAAAACAAUAAUCUGUUUGGGAUACUUUAUAGCUGGUUUCUUGCCAAGGUUGCCAAUAAGCUAGAGGUUUUUCCUGGUUCUGAAUUUCGUGUGGCUUUUGAAGAAGCCAGAAAAUAUGGUGGCAAGGUGAUACUUGGUGAUCGGCCUGUACAAAUUACAUUAAGAAGGACAUGGGGAAAAAUGCCUCUUUGGCAUAAGACAAAGCUACUAUAUUCCCUACUGUUUCAAGCAUUCUUUUUACCAAGCCCAGACGACCUUAACAAAAUGCUGAAGGAAAUGGAUGAUGUGGACAUGCUGACUCUUGUGAUCCAAGAGAUGAGUAAGGAGUUCCCAACUCUAAUGGAAACCCUUGUGCAUGAGAGAGACCAGUACAUGUCUUCCAAAUUACUGAGAGUCGCUAGUGAACAUACUUCAGUAGUUGCAGUUGUUGGAAAGGGACAUUUGCAGGGAAUUAAGAAGCAUUGGAAGCAGCCGGUUCAGAUGGAGGAACUUAUGGAAAUGCCUUCGCAGAAACCAGCGGUUUCUGCUGUCAAGGUUCUUACAUCCCUUGGUGUUGCAGUUGCUGGUGUGGCUAUUAUUUCAGGCCUUUAUCUUGCAUGGAAAAAAUAGUCUACAAGUGUUUCUAGAUUUACGAUUCACAGUAACAUACAGCAGCACCAAAAUGGUUGUUUCUCACCUGUUGCGGUUUUGCAACAUUUAUGACUUUCAAAAUUUGGUUGUUAACCAUAGAACGAAUAAGAAAAUUUCCUUAUUGGGUCCCUGUAUAUUUGAAAGUCUUCAUUGGAGUAAAAGCCAAAGUUUAUAUUCAUGAGAACCAUUAUCAUUC
Messenger RNA from Jatropha curcas, 1544 nucleotides. RefSeq names its product TraB family protein. NCBI's taxonomy places the organism in Eukaryota, Viridiplantae, Streptophyta, Magnoliopsida, Malpighiales, Euphorbiaceae. The record is from RefSeq and is a predicted model, not a curated record. Gene Ontology annotation, cellular component: mitochondrial outer membrane.